Tetrahymena thermophila SB210 is the source of this 690-nucleotide messenger RNA. RefSeq lists its product as hypothetical. The record is from RefSeq and is a predicted model, not a curated record. Lineage: Eukaryota; Ciliophora; Oligohymenophorea; Hymenostomatida; Tetrahymenidae. The transcript is spliced from 2 exons.
AUGAAAUAUAAAAAAAUAAAAGAGAAAGUUUAAAAGUCAUCAGAAUCUUCUCCAAUAAUUGACAAGAACAUUGCUAAAAGAAAGGGUGACUAGGGAAGACCUAAAAAACCCAGCAAAGAAUUAAGAGAAGAAGAGAAUAAAAUAAAAUAAAUCUCCAUGAAUUUGUCUUAUUUAGAGGAAGCUUUAAUUUAAAAUUAUGGAGGUUUUGAAUUUUAAAAUAAAAUAGAAACUAAAAACAAGGCACUUAAUUUAAUCGAAAAACAUUUCGGUUUAUUUUAUAAAUAAAAGUUUGACGAAAUGCUAACUGAAAGAGAUUAAUUACUAAAAAUGCGUAUAGAUCCCAUAGAAUAUAAUGUGGUUCCUUUAAGUAGUGAAUAUUUUUUAAUUAAGUAUACAAAUAACGCAAAUAAAACAAUAGACCUUAAGCUAUUUCUGACCAUUUUCCUUUUCUUUAUAUUUUUCAAAACAGAUGAUAAUGGAUAUGAAGAAAUAUUCAGUUAUUUAAAAGAGAUAUAUAAAUCAAUUAAUAUCGACUGCAAACAUAUAAUCGAAAAUAUGAAUUCUAAUUAUAUUUUUCAAGUAAUUAAACCUCAAUAAAGAAUUGAAAUCUUUAAAGACUUUUAUAAAUACAUGUACUAAGAAAUGGAUAGAUUAUUGAGUUAAUAUCAAAUUAAAUUAGUGAUCUAGUGA